CAGGGGAGAACAGGCUGUUGUUUUUUCCUUUCCCUUUGUUCAUUGUGGUUUCUUUGUUUCUGGCUUUUAUGAUGUGGUUGAUUAAAGAGAUGAGCACCUGGAACCUUAGGCAGUAGAAGCUUCCUCCGUACAUGAUUCUUGCCCUUUAUUCCCCCACUCUCACCAACAGCUGAAGGGGUGUGAUGGAGCACAUAUCCCAAAGAAGACAGAAAGAAGGCUAAAGACUACCCUCUGAGAAGAACCAAACGCAAGAAAUUCUACUACCAGGCUAUCUUUGCCCUCGCCCUUAAGGUAAACAGAAAGAUGGCCAAGGAGAGGGGCCUAAUAAGCCCCGAAGACUUUGCCCAACUGCAAAAAUACAUGGAAUACUCCACCAAAAAGGUCAGCGAUGUCCUCAAGCUCUUCGAGGAUGGUGAGAUGGCCAAGUAUCUCCAAGGAGAUGCCAUUGGGUACGAGGGAUUCCAGCAAUUCCUGAAAAUCUAUCUGGAAGUGGAACAAGUACCCAUUCACCUGAGCCAGGCACUGUUUCAAUCCUUCCGCACUGGUCACUGUUUAAACGAGGCUAUGAUCAAAGCAGAUGUAGUGUGUCUCAGUGAUGUCUCCUGCUACUUCUCCCUUCUGGAGGGUGGUCGGCCAGAAGAUAAGCUAGAAUUUACCUUCAAGCUGUAUGACACGGACAGAAAUGGGAUCCUGGACAGCUCAGAAGUAGAAAAAAUUAUCCUCCAAAUGAUGCGAAUGGCAGAAUAUCUGGAUUGGGAUGUAUCUGAGCUGAGGCCGAUUCUUCAGGAGAUGAUGAAGGAGAUUGACUAUGAUGGUAGUGGCUCUGUCUCCCUAGCUGAGUGGGUCCGAGCAGGAGCUACCACGGUGCCACUGCUAGUGCUGCUGGGGAUGGAGAUGACUCUGAAGGAUGAUGGGCAGCAUAUGUGGAGACCCAAGCGGUUCCCCAGACCGGUCUACUGCAACCUGUGCGAGUCUAGCAUUGGUCUUGGCAAACAGGGGCUCAGCUGUAACCGUGAGUACUCCACCAAAAAGGUCAGCGAUGUCCUCAAGCUCUUCGAGGAUGGUGAGAUGGCCAAGUAUCUCCAAGGAGAUUUCUUCAGUCCCCAGCUUCUCCCAGCUGACUUCCCAGAUAUGAAUUCUUUGGGUUUCUUUCACCAACUGACCCUGGUUCCUCUAAAAUAUCCCACAGUUACCUUCAAGCUGUAUGACACGGACAGAAAUGGGAUCCUGGACAGCUCAGCAUCUGGACAGGACCGCAAACAUAGCAAAACAAGCCAGAAGACCUUGGAAGACCUAAACUUGUGCACCUCUGAGGCUCUGCGGAUUGACCCUGUUUCUAAUACCCACCCACUUCUAGUCUUUGUCAAUCCUAAGAGUGGUGGAAAGCAAGGGCAGAGGGUUCUUUGGAAGUUCCAGUAUAUCCUAAACCCUCGGCAGGUGUUCAACCUCCUGAAGGAUGGUCCUGAGCCAGGACUCAGAUUCUUCAGAGAUGUCCCUGAUUGCCGGAUAUUGGUGUGCGGUGGAGAUGGCACAGUCGGCUGGAUUCUAGAGUGCAUUGACAAAGCCAACCUGCCUGUGGUGCCUCCUGUUGCUGUGUUGCCUCUGGGCACUGGAAAUGAUCUGGCUCGGUGCCUCAGGUGGGGGGGAGGGUAUGAGGGACAGAAUUUGGCCAAGAUUCUCAAAGAUAUAGAGAUGAGUAAGGUGGUACAUAUAGAUCGAUGGUCUGUGGAAGUGAUACCUCAACAAACUGAAGAAAAGUGUGAUCCAGUCCCCUUUCACAUCAUCAAUAACUAUUUCUCCAUUGGUGUGGAUGCCUCUAUUGCUCACCAGUUCCACAUCAUGCGAGAGAAAUAUCCUGAGAAGUUCAACAGCAGAAUGAAGAACAAGCUAUGGUACUUUGAAUUUGCUACAUCUGAAUCCAUCUUCUCAACGUGCAAAAGGCUGGAGGACUCUUUGACAGUUGAGAUCUGUGGAAAACCUCUGGAUCUGACCAACCUAUCACUAGAAGGCAUCGCAGUACUGAACAUCCCUAGUAUGCAUGGUGGCUCCAACCUCUGGGGUGACACCAAGAGACCACAGGGGGAUAUCUGUGGGAUCAACCAGGCCUUAGGCACUACAGCUAAAGUCAUCACCGACCCUGACAUCCUGAAAACCUGUGUGCCAGACCUAAGUGACAAGCGACUGGAAGUAGUAGGACUGGAAGGUGCGAUUGAGAUGGGCCAGAUCUAUACCAAGCUCAAGAGUGCUGGACGUCGACUGGCCAAGUGCUCUGAGAUUACUUUCCAUACCACAAAAACCCUUCCCAUGCAAAUUGAUGGAGAACCUUGGAUGCAGACACCCUGUACAAUCAAGAUCACCCACAAGAAUCAGAUGCCCAUGCUCAUGGGCCCACCUCCUCGUUCCCACAAUUUCUUUGGCUUCUUGGGCUGAGAGUGACACCUUCAGCCUUGAACCCUCAACCCAUCCCGGAUGCCACCUUCUAGACUCUGUACAUUGCUGCCACACCUUCCUGCCAGCUCAGGGAGGUGUUCCUUCACCCUCACAGUAUUUAUUAUCCUAGACCACCUCACUGCUCACAUACACACACACACACACACACACACACACACACGAAUGCACUUACAUACCCCACAAACACAUAUGUUAAAAGUGCCUCAUCUAAAUAAAAUGACUU
Messenger RNA from Dipodomys ordii (Ord's kangaroo rat), 2674 nucleotides. It is a transcript of the gene Dgka, whose product is annotated as diacylglycerol kinase, alpha 80kDa. The record is from RefSeq and is a predicted model, not a curated record. Lineage: Eukaryota; Metazoa; Chordata; Mammalia; Rodentia; Heteromyidae. The coding region runs from base 304 to 2430 and encodes 708 amino acids. Gene Ontology annotation, cellular component: plasma membrane. Gene Ontology annotation, molecular function: ATP-dependent diacylglycerol kinase activity; calcium ion binding. The transcript has 24 exons. Gene Ontology annotation, biological process: intracellular signal transduction; diacylglycerol metabolic process; lipid phosphorylation.